AUGCGUUCUUCAUCUCCUUCCUCUAAUCACACCGAUCUUGACCCGAAGCACGAGGCAUUGGAGGCGGAUGCCAUGCGAAAAUUGGCAUUUUUCGGUACGUGUGAGCCUGCAUUACUGUAAUUUUGUCAUUUUUGUUCAGGAAUUGCCAUCUCCACAGUGGCCACACUGACGGCAAUCAUGGCAGUUCCGAUGCUCUACAACUACAUGCAACACGUUCAGUCGGCACUCCAAACUGAAGUAUUUAUCACUUUUCACUAUUCUUUUCGUUUCUAGAAGAUUCUAGUUGUUUCCUUAUUACAGGUGGAUUUUUGUCGGCAUCGGACGAAUGGUCUUUGGGAUGAGUAUAAUAAGGUAAGACUAAAAUUAAUCUACCUAACGACGAACAGAUCCGUGUUGGCAUCAGACAUUUAGAAUACCGUAGAGCUAUAACUCUUUAUGAAUUUUCAGUUUGAAGCAGUAGCGGGCGUGCGUGGGCGUAUCAAACGUGCCGCUUAUCAAAAAUCCAACGGGAUCACCGGACGCCUGGUGCACAGACGUCGGGCAGUUGCUCGUGGAGCAUCCAGUUACGACGGUGGCUACAACGAUGAUGUUGCAACUGGAGGAGGUGGAGGCACGGCUUGUUGCUCGUGCGGAGUCGGACCUCCAGGACCACCGGGACCACCAGGAACCGAUGGAAAUCCUGGAAACGACGGAGUUCCCGGAAAUCCAGGAAAUCCGGGGCAAGAUGCGAUCGGAGAUGAAAGCCCGACUGCUGCCGACUUUUGCUUCGAUUGUCCAUCCGGUCCUCCAGGCCCACCAGGAAGACCCGGACCAAAGGGACCAAGUGGAACCCCCGGAGCUCCAGGACAGCCGGGAGGAAAUGCACUUCCAGGACCGCCAGGACCUCCAGGACCGCAAGGACCACCAGGAGCCGAUGGACUUCCAGGCAACCCCGGAGCACCAGGAGCCCCAGGACAAGUCAUCGAAGUGCCUGGAACUCCAGGGCCAGCCGGCCCACCAGGACCUCCGGGACCAAUUGGAGCGCCAGGACAGCCGGGACCACCUGGAAACUCGCAACCAGGACCACAAGGACCGCCCGGAGACCCAGGAAUCGACGGAUCACCAGGAAAUCCGGGAGCGCCGGGAGAGCCAGGCCCGCCAGGAGCACCGGGAAUCGGAGGAGGAUGCGACCACUGCCCGCCUCCAAGGACAGCUCCAGGAUAUUGA
Molecule: messenger RNA, 1206 nt
Organism: Caenorhabditis sp. 36 PRJEB53466
Lineage: Eukaryota; Metazoa; Nematoda; Chromadorea; Rhabditida; Rhabditidae
Source: the annotation of a GenBank genome assembly